This is a messenger RNA of Sclerotinia sclerotiorum 1980 UF-70, 2079 nucleotides long. RefSeq lists its product as hypothetical. Lineage: Eukaryota; Fungi; Ascomycota; Leotiomycetes; Helotiales; Sclerotiniaceae. The coding region runs from base 1 to 2079 and encodes 692 amino acids. Gene Ontology annotation, molecular function: protein binding. The transcript has 2 exons. The record is from RefSeq and is a predicted model, not a curated record.
AUGGAGAACAAUUACAAAAAAUGCUCCGCGAAGAACGCCCUCUCAAUGACUGCUGGUCCUUCUUUCUGGAACAUUUUGGGCCUACUGCUUGGAAAAGUGGUUCCAUCACUCGAAGCUCAUGGCCUCCUUCUCUCAAGUCUGGACAUCUCAGAAGUCGGUGUUGCGACAGAACAGGGACAGAAAUUACUAACCGAGCUUCUUAAAAGUUGGAACGUCGUCUGUCGCCGACGACCUCGACGAUAUCGAAGCCAAGAGUUAUCCAACGAGCUAGACUCCAGCAUCGUUCCUUCUUCAUCUGACUGGUCAAAUCUGCCAAAGCAUUCCCUCCACAGCGUUUUUGUGGAAAAGCAACAAAAUGGAAUUCAACAUGCAUUUAGUCUUCUCACUCCCCAGUUCUCCCCAGGUGAGAUGUAUCAGCUGCCUACAAUCGCACUGGGGACACUCAAGCUUCUUCUUGAACUUGAUAUGGCUGGAAUUGGUGCAAAGACUGUAGAGAAUGCGCAGCCGCUCAUAUUCAGUUUCUCAAGUAUGGUCAAUGCAUGUUCGAUGACUCUAAGUGAUGCCGCUGUAUAUUUUCGGGAUGUCCCUGAGUCCGUGGUUAAUCUAGUCAAAAAUGACUGGUCCACCAUCAAGGAAUUCGCCGAGAAGCAGAAAAUUACUAAGGAUUUCAAACUUAGGGAAACUGAGCGAUCCCAGCUUAUACACAAGAGAGUUAUUGAUGCGCAUGCUAGGAGAGAUGUGGUUUCACUUGACAAACUAUGGUCGCAGGCACAGAAGCUUCCAGUUUAUGAUUCAGCGGCCAACCCUGGUUCUGAGUCUGGCUUUGAGUCUGGUUAUCUUACGCCUGCAUUUUACAACCAGUUCAUUUUGGUAUUCAUGAGUCUUAGGCAGCAACCUCGAGCCAUUGAUGUUUGGAACCAUAUGAUCAAGAAUAAUGUAACUCCAGACCUUGGUGCCUGGGAUGCCCUAUUGAAUGGUUGCAAGGCAUCCCGCGAUCCAAAAGCCCUUGAACAAGUUUGGGCCAUGAUGAUAGCGUCUGGAGCAACUCCCGAUGUUACCUGUUGGACCACCAGGAUCAGCGGACUUAUUCACUGUUACAAGGCAGAAGAUGGCAUACGCGCAUUGGAUGAGAUGGGACGCCUAUGGCUAGCUGCGGUCAGGAAAAAAUAUCCCAAAUUCGAACUAAAGAAUUCCAAAAAGUUUAAGGACAUCCAUACUGUGGCCGCUAGGCCAACUAUUGCAACUGUCAAUGCAGCAGUUUCUGGCCUCAUAAAGAUGCAAGAAAUAGGAGCUGCUAAUCGCAUCCUUGCCUGGGCAGAUCAGUGGGGCAUCAUUCCUGACGUCCAAACAUAUAACACACUUCUUUGGUCAAUAGUCCGUGCCGGCCAUGCAGAUAAGACUCCAGAGAUUUUGACUUCCAUGGAAGGUCAAGGUGUUCAAGCAGAUGCCGCAACCUUCGUCGCAAUUCUAGAGCAAACCUUCGCCGAUGUCGAUGUACUGACUCCUGAAGAACAAAUAGAAGCAAUCAACACCACCUUUCUUACCAUGGAAAAGAUGAAUGUAGCGCCAAAUUUGUUCUUAUACAGCAAAAUGAUCUACUUAUUAUUACGAGGCAUACCGAAGGAUACCAGCCCGGUAUCUGAGGUCAUGGCACGAAUGGCGAAACAGGGACUGACGCCCUCAACCUACAUCUACACCAUCCUCCUGGAAUAUUACUUCGCGCAAACCCCGCCCAAUUUCCAAGCAGCAACCACUCUCAUCGAACGCGCUCAGCUAACGGUGGGCUCCGUCGACCAUAUCUUUUGGGACCGUCUCAUAGAGGGCUAUGCGAGCGUAGGAGAUACGACAACUGCCAUUCAUUACUUGGGCAAAGUGCAAAAAUCCAAACAAUUUACUAGUUGGAACACGAUGAGGACGUUGUUGAUGGCACUGGUGGAGAAUAAUGAGUUGGGCCUCGCGAAGGAGUUGGUGGAUAAUGCAAUUACUGAUACGGGAGGACCGAUCGGACUUGAGGAGAGGGGGGUAGAGGGUCAACAUAAGUUUUGGGAGCUGGUGAGGGAAUUGAGAUUCUUGGGCUGA